Molecule: messenger RNA, 918 nt
Organism: Monoraphidium neglectum
Lineage: Eukaryota; Viridiplantae; Chlorophyta; Chlorophyceae; Sphaeropleales; Selenastraceae
Exons: 5
Coding region: 1-918 (305 amino acids)
Biological process (GO): protein dephosphorylation
Cellular component (GO): protein phosphatase 4 complex; nucleus; cytoplasm
Molecular function (GO): protein phosphatase regulator activity
Source: RefSeq, a predicted model, not a curated record
AUGACUGGAGAGGGUGCAUCAAGUGCCCGCAUAGCAGGAUCUGCGGAACUGGAGGCCUUCAUACGCUUCCAGUGGCCCCUGGUGCGCCCCUUAUUAGAGUACCUUCUAGAGCUGCAGCUGCGGCGGUUCGAGGAGAGCAGCGGCGUCGAGGUCGGCCCGGCGCGGCCGGUCCUCCUGGACGGCGAGGCCCUGGACCCCCUGAUCCAGCGCCUCAAAGGCUACAUGAUCGGGUUCGACGCCACGCCCUGGACGGCGCAGCGGCUGGCUGAGCUGCUGCUGGAGCCGGGGAAGCAGUACAAGCAGCUGCACAAGCUGGCCCUGGCGUUGGAGAAGCUGCUGCUGGUCUCCAGCGGCCUCCCCGCAGCGCAGGAGCCGCCGCCGCCGCCGCUGCUGUCAGCGCUGCGGCCGGUCAACGAGAACCCGCCAAAGGCCGCGGGCGCGGCGGGCAGCGGCGCGAAGCGCACACGAGAGGACGAGGGCACGGGCAUGGGGCUGGUGUCGGCGACGCUGGGGAUCAGGACUGCGCUGACACCCGACGGCGCGGUCGCCACUAUGGUUGCUAACGGCGACGGCCGCGGCCCUGACAACGCCGACGGCGCCAGCGGAGGACCCGACGGGCCCGAGGACGCAAAGCGACCGAGGACUGUGGAGGGGAGCGAUGGGCCGGGCGCAGAGCAGCGGCAAGAGAGCUCGGGGGCGGAGGGCGGCCAGGAGGGCCAGCAGCAGGAGCAGCAGCAGCAGCGGGAGCAGCAGGAGCAGCAGCAGCCCGAGGGCGAGGGCGGCGAGCAGCUCGUGCCGGAGCAGCCCGGGGCGGAGGGGCAGGAGCAGUCGCAGCAGCGGGAAGAGCGGGCUGCGGCGGCCGAGCAGCAGCAGGACGCGCAGCUACGGCCGCAGCAGCAGGCAGGCGCGGACGGGUGA